AUGAACAUUGUGGCUGAAAUUUCAUCACCAUCCUCAUCGGGACUAACAGCAACCUCAGGUAUGGUCCCCGUCGCCUGUAUCGUAUUACACAGUGAGUCGGAAAAACAGGUAAUUAGUGGCACGGAUGUUUUGUGUGCACGCGGCCAACUGGCCCGCUUUCGUGGCGGGGGUUUUGCAGAAAAAUGCAUUGUGCCUCGAAGGCGCCAUGUCUUUUGUAGGAGUGCAUCCGGUGCAGAUACAAAGCGCUCAUUUGGCUCGACGUACUGA
Messenger RNA from Opisthorchis viverrini, 267 nucleotides. RefSeq lists its product as hypothetical. NCBI's taxonomy places the organism in Eukaryota, Metazoa, Platyhelminthes, Trematoda, Opisthorchiida, Opisthorchiidae. The record is from RefSeq and is a predicted model, not a curated record. The transcript has 3 exons. The coding region runs from base 1 to 267 and encodes 88 amino acids.